AUGGCGAGUGCCUCUUACCAUAUCUCCAACUUACUGGAGAAAAUGACUUCCAGCGACAAGGAUUUCAGAUUCAUGGCCACGAAUGACCUGAUGACAGAGCUUCAAAAAGAUUCAAUAAAACUGGAUGAUGAUAGUGAAAGGAAGGUGGUCAGAAUGAUUCUCAAAUUGCUUGAGGAUAAGAAUGGAGAGGUUCAGAAUCUUGCUGUCAAAUGCCUUGGACCUCUGGUCAGUAAAGUAAAGGAAUACCAAGUGGAAACCAUUGUGGACACAUUGUGUACAAAUAUGCUGUCAGACAAAGAACAACUCAGAGACAUUUCAUCAAUUGGACUUAAAACUGUUAUUGGAGAGUUGCCCCCUGCAUCCAGUGGUUCUGCUCUAGCAGCUAGUGUAUGUAAGAAAAUAACGGGUCGUUUGACUAGUGCUAUUGCCAAACAAGAAGACGUUUCUGUUCAGCUAGAAGCCCUGGACAUCAUGGCUGACAUGUUGUGCAGACAGGGGGGGUUGUUAGUGAAUUUUCAUCCAUCCAUCUUAAGUUGUUUACUGCCUCAACUCACCUCUCCAAGACUGGCUGUCAGAAAGAGAACGAUUAUGGCUUUGGGUCACCUGGUAAUGUCUUGUGGAAAUCUGGUGUUUAUUGAUCUUAUUGAACACCUUCUCACUGAACUUGGGAGGAACGACAACAUGUCCACCACUAGGACCUACAUUCAGUGCACAGCUGCGAUCAGCAGACAGGCUGGACACAGGAUUGGUGAGUAUCUGGAGAAGAUCAUACCACUUGUGGUAAAGUUUUGUAAUGUUGAUGAUGACGAACUUCGAGAGUACUGCAUACAAGCUUUUGAAUCUUUUGUCAGAAGGUGUCCUAAAGAAGUGUAUCCACACGUUCCAACCAUCAUAUCUAUCUGUUUGCGUUACCUAACCUAUGAUCCCAAUUACAAUUUUGAUGAUGAGGAUGAAGAUGACAAUGCUAUGGAUGCAGAGCAAAUUGAUGAAGAUUAUCAAGGCAGUGAUGAUGAGUAUAGUGAUGAUGAUGACAUGAGCUGGAAAGUGCGACGAGCUGCGGCCAAGUGUCUAGAUGCUGUUGUUUCCACUCGUCAUGAGAUGCUGCCAGAGUUUUACCGCUCUGUGUCCCCUGCACUUGUUUGUCGAUUCAAGGAAAGAGAGGAGAAUGUAAAAGCAGAUGUUUUCCACGCGUACCUAUCAUUGCUUAAGCAGACAAGGCCAGCUCAAAGCUGGCUUGCAGAUCCUGAUGCCAUGGAGCAGGGGGAGACGCCUCUGACAAUGCUACAAAGUCAGGUUCCUAUGAUUGUAAAAGCACUUCACAAACAGUUGAAGGAGAAAAGCGUUAAAACCAGACAGUGUUGUUUUAACAUGCUGACAGAGUUGGUGAAUGUUUUGCCAGGAGCCCUCACUCAACAUAUCCCAGUUCUUAUACCAGGAAUAAUAUUUUCAUUGAAUGAUAAGUCAAGCAGCUCCAAUUUGAAAAUUGACGCAUUGGCCUGUCUUUACGUCAUCAUGGUAACUCAUCCUGCUCACGCCUUCCAUGCUCAUGUCCCUGCCCUGGUUCCACCAGUUGUGGCCUGUGUUGGGGAUCCCUUUUAUAAAAUUACCUCAGAAGCGCUACUCGUCACUCAGCAGCUUGUAAAGGUAAUUCGACCUUUAGAAAACUAUUCUGAAGGUGCCGAUGGCUUUGACCCUUCCCCUUACAUCAAUGACUUGUUCACAUGUACAAUUAAACGCCUUAAAGCCGCUGACAUUGACCAAGAGGUUAAAGAGAGAGCUAUUUCUUGUAUGGGGCAGAUCAUUUGUAAUUUGGGGGAUCGCCUCCCUGCGGAGCUUCCUGGGACUUUGUUGAUCUUCUUGGAACGUCUGAAGAAUGAAAUUACUCGGCUCACAACUGUUAAAGCUCUGACUUUGAUUGCUGGAUCACCUUUAAAGAUUGAUUUGAGACCAGUUCUACCUGAUGCUGUUCCAAUUCUUGCUUCGUUCCUACGGAAAAACCAACGCGCCUUAAAGCUUUGCACAUUAGCAGCACUUGACAUCUUACUGAGAAACUACAGCUCGGCUGUCACUCCUGUCAUGGUGGAUGCGGUGUUGGCAGAGCUCCCUCCUCUGAUCUCGGAGAGUGACAUGCAUGUGUCGCAGAUGGCUCUGAGUUUCUUGUCCACUCUGGCAGUGACGCACCCAUCUUCUCUUGGGCAGUUGACUGGGGGUAAUAUAAUGCAACAGCUCAUCACUCUCGUUAGAUCCCCAUUACUGCAAGGGGGUGCCCUGGCAGCCAUGCUCGACUUUUAUCAGGCUCUUGUGUCUACUGACACUGCUGGUCUUGGUUAUAUGGACUUGUUGAGGAUGUUAACUGGCCCAGUAUACUCUCAGAGCACAGCUCUUCCACAUAAACAGGCCUACUGCUCUAUUGCUAAAUGUGUUGCUGCUCUGACACGAGCCUGUCCCACUGAAGGACCUGCUGUGGUUGGGCAGUUUAUUCAGGAUGUAAAAAAUAGCCGCUCCACUGAUUCCAUCAGAUUGCUUGCGCUUUUGUCAUUGGGUGAAGUUGGACACCAUGUAGAUCUCAGCAGCCAACCAGAGCUCAAGACAGUAAUUCUGGAUGCCUUCUCAUCUUCAAGUGAAGAAGUAAAGUCAGCUGCUUCCUAUGCGCUUGGUAGCAUUGCAGUGGGAAAUCUUCCAGAGUAUUUGCCUUUUGUACUACAAGAGAUCUCCUCCUCCAAAAGACAAUAUCUAUUGCUUCACUCAUUGAAGGAGAUAAUCAGUUCAGCAUCUGUAUCUGGUCUUAAGCCAUAUGUAGAGUCUGUUUGGUCUCUAUUGCUUAAACACUGCGAGUGUCAAGAGGAAGGAACCAGGAAUGUUGUGGCAGAAUGUUUGGGCAAAUUGACCUUAAUUGAUCCUGAAACUCUCCUCCCACGCCUCAAAGGAUAUUUGCUCUCUGGUACUUCAUAUGCCAGAAGUUCGGUGGUAACUGCAGUAAAGUUCACAAUCUCUGAUCAACCACAACCUAUUGACCCACUGUUGAAAAACUGCAUAGGUGAUUUCCUAAAGACUCUGGAGGAUCCGGAUUUGAAUGUACGACGUGUUGCUCUUGUCACCUUUAACUCUGCAGCACACAAUAAACCUAGUCUAAUCAGAGAGCUACUGGACUCAGUUUUGCCACAAUUGUACAAUGAAACAAAAGUCAGAAAGGAGCUGAUUCGAGAGGUGGAGAUGGGUCCGUUCAAACACACAGUGGAUGAUGGAUUAGACCUGAGAAAAGCUGCGUUUGAGUGCAUGUACACCCUAUUGGACUCAUGCCUGGACCGGAUAGACAUCUUCACUUUCCUUAACCAUGUUGAGGACGGUUUGAAGGAUCACUAUGAUAUUAAGAUGCUGACAUUCCUUAUGCUGGCCAGAUUGUCCUCUCUUUGCCCCAGUGCUGUUCUCCAGAGACUUGACCGACUAGUUGAACCUCUGCGGGCAACAUGCACUACAAAGGUGAAGGCGAACUCUGUGAAGCAAGAAUUUGAGAAGCAGGAUGAGCUGAAGCGAUCAGCUAUGCGAGCUGUUGUUGCACUGCUAACGAUCCCAGAGGCUGAAAAGUCCCCCUUAAUGUCAGAGUUCCAGUCUCAGAUCUCAUCCAAUCAGGAGCUGGCUGCCAUCUUCGACUCAAUUCAAAGGGACUCCAGCUCCGCUAACAUGGAGUCCAUGGACACCAGCUAA
This is a messenger RNA of Knipowitschia caucasica, 3705 nucleotides long. NCBI's taxonomy places the organism in Eukaryota, Metazoa, Chordata, Actinopteri, Gobiiformes, Gobiidae. The record is from the annotation of a GenBank genome assembly.